GUAUGACGUUUGCUGUGUCAAAUAUUAUAGUCAACAAAUUGAUUUCUAAACAAAUAUUGAUUCAUUGAAUUAACCAGGACUACUUACUAUUGAGCCAUAGAAAUUAUUUAGUAAAUUUUUAUCCUUACUAGGAUACUUUUACAGUGAAGAUGACUGCAUCUAUAGCAGUGCAUCAAUGUUUGUUUUGUCCGCAAACAUUCAACCAUGCCGCUGAUAAAGAUGAUCACACUCUGGAGCACUUUGCUCAAGAGACUUGUGCCGACUGCAAUCAAAAUUUGAUUCGAAUCGGUGCCGAUUUGUACACUCUACAUGACACAGUGACGUGCAUCAAGAGAGCCGUGAAGAAAGAACAUUGCUUAUCAACCUCUGCUACAACGGAUCCGUUGGUGCCGAAUGAAAAUCCUCUUGAUUUCGAUAGUGUAAAUUGUGGUGGUGGCUUUGCUGCUAUUGCGAUCAGUUCUAAAUCAAUUUGCGCCCAACAACUAGAAAUUAAAAGAGAACCAGCUGAUGUCGGAUACAGUCAACAGCUUGACGACCCGUUCCAUUCAAAUAAAAUUGAACCUAACCCAAAUUGUACCAAAUUUUCAUGCGAAUAUUGCCGGAAAGAGCUUUUAUCGGAGCCGACAUUGGAUAUUCAUGUCAGAAAUUGCAAGUGGAAAGAGAAAUUGGAGAGUGAGCGUACUAACAAAGUUGAUGACAUGGUCGAAAAGAGAUUAAUGCCUAGCAGUAGCGACGUUGAACAACAAGGUAAACAGCAAAUAGCACACCAAGAAAAUCUGUUUGUCAUAGAAAAAGGGUUGGAAGCGGAUUAUUCAUUGAUUGGGGAAUCCAAUGUUAAGGGAGAAUCAGAAAUUGAUAUUGAUAUGCCUGAAAGAUAUGAACAAGAUGAAUUCGAUGACUCUGACGAAAGUAUGGAUCUAAGCGACUUUCAAGAAAUUAAGAUGGCAAUUCGAACGCAAAUGGAAAAUGAAAAGAUGGUCAACGAACGUCAGUGUAACAUUUGCCACAAGAUUAUGAGCUCCGCCCAAUCUCUCCGUAGUCACAUGAAAUGGAAUCACAAUUCGAACUUCAAAAAACCCGAUCAAAGAGCAUAUAUAAAGUGUGAUGUUUGUGACCGAAUACUUUACAAUAAAGGCAACCUGCAGAGACAUAAGAUAAGUGUACAUGGCGCACCGCACUCUCGUGCUUCGUCGUCGACGAUUCAGCUGCCUGAAAAUAGUGAACAAGAGAAAAUUGAAGACUUUGGUGAACGUAUGCAUCUAAACGGUAAUCAAAAGCUUGAAACGGAAGUUCAAUCGCAGAAGAAAAAUGUAGCGAAUUUGAUGGUUGGUGAAAAUCAAUGCAGUAUUUGCCACAAGAUUAUGAGCUCAGCCGACUCUCUCCGUAAUCACAUGAAAUGGAAUCACAAUCGUGAUCCGAAUUUCAAGAAACGCAAUCAGAAAGUAUGUGCAAAAUGUGAUGACUGUAACCGAACGUUCUACAAUAAAGGCAGCCUUCAGAGACACAGAGAAAAUGUACAUAAAAUACGAGUGAAAAACUGCACGGAUGCGGAUAAAGUAUUCGAAUGCUACAUAUGCCAUAAAAUGAGCAAAACAAAAGAAAUACUUCGUGCGCAUCUUCUUUUAAUUCAUAGUAACGGAAAAAAAUUCAAGUGUGAACCAUGCAACAGGUCUUUCGCUUGUAAAUCGGGUUAUGAAAAACACUACAGGCUCACGCAUUUAAAUGUUCGCAACUUUGUAUGCGAAAUCUGCGGGAAAUCAUUCAAAACUUCACAAAAAUUGAAACUGCAUGAAUACACGCACACAAAAGAGAGGCCAUUCAAAUGUUCACAUGAUGGAUGUGAUAAAUAUUUUCGAACGCCAUCGCACAAGAUACAUCAUAUCAAAACUGUUCAUCUGGGACAAAAGCCUUUUCGCUGCAAAAUCGAUGGAUGUCAUGAAGAAUUUACCUGGUUGAAUCCGUUAAAAAAACAUAAACUCGAUGUGCAUUGCAUACCCAUGACGAAAUGACUGAUUUUCAUCUAGAUUUUGAACACAAAUAGAUUAGCUAGAACACUAAAUAAACCAUUAUCAUUUAAUGAAAACUCCAUUUUGUUUGAAUUUCCAAUAAAAUUCUUUCUCUGGAAGUUGAAUCAAAGAAAA
Messenger RNA from Sitodiplosis mosellana (orange wheat blossom midge), 2141 nucleotides. RefSeq names its product zinc finger protein 845-like. The transcript has 2 exons. NCBI's taxonomy places the organism in Eukaryota, Metazoa, Arthropoda, Insecta, Diptera, Cecidomyiidae. Gene Ontology annotation, molecular function: chromatin insulator sequence binding. Gene Ontology annotation, biological process: regulation of transcription by RNA polymerase II. The record is from RefSeq and is a predicted model, not a curated record. Bases 150 to 2009 code for a protein of 619 amino acids. Gene Ontology annotation, cellular component: chromosome.